This is a messenger RNA of Saccoglossus kowalevskii, 1337 nucleotides long. Its product is annotated as acid sphingomyelinase-like phosphodiesterase 3b. The record is from RefSeq and is a predicted model, not a curated record. Lineage: Eukaryota; Metazoa; Hemichordata; Enteropneusta; Harrimaniidae. Gene Ontology annotation, biological process: sphingomyelin catabolic process. Gene Ontology annotation, molecular function: sphingomyelin phosphodiesterase activity.
ACGUUUGAAUACUCAACGCUUGCCGACAUCGGUGAACAGGGUAAACGACGAUCGAGCAAGAAGCAACGGUGAAACUUGUAAGCGCUACUCGAGUUUGCAGACCACACGAUGCUGUGCAUUCACUUCUGCUUUCCAUUAAGUACAUGGUUCUGCUUUUCGUGGGAACAUCAUAUGGGUCCAAUAUAGGUCGUAUCUGGCACGUCACAGACAUCCACUAUGAGCCAAACUAUACAGCUGGUGAUUAUCCUGCGUCCAGUUGUCGUGACCUAGAUGGAGGCACGCCUGGUUACUGGGGAGAUUAUCGAUGCGAUUCACCGUGGGCAUUGGUCAAUUCAUCAGUAUACGCCAUGAGAUCUAUCGAGGAAAAUCCCGACUUCAUUAUCUGGACUGGAGAUGACACCCCACAUGUCCCAGACGACAAUCUCAGCACAGAUAAAGUAAUAGAUAUCAUAACGAACGUGACCACACUACUGAGCGAAACAUUCCCCGGUACGACUGUAUUCCCUGUUUUCGGUAACCAUGACUACCACCCCAAGCAUAUGUUUCCACCGAUGACGAAUCCGGUUUAUAGCACAAUUGCCGACUUGUGGUCGCAUUGGUUGGGCGACUACCCGGCAUUCAACGAGAAAUUCCGAAAAGUUGCAUAUUAUACAGCACAAUUCACUGCUGGACUUCGAAUAGUUGGACUCAAUACUGUAUAUUAUUAUACAAGCAAUAAAGUAACUGAGGAUUUGGAAGAUCCUGGUGAUCAGUUCGUGUGGCUGGAAUCUGUAUUGAACCAGGCCGCAACAGAUGGCGAAAAGGUAGGCACAUUGCGUAUUCUUGAUGAUAUGAUGACAUUAGUUGAUGAUAUGAUGUCACUAGUUGAUGAUAUGAUGUCAUUAGUUGAAGAUAUGAUGCCAUUAGUUGUUAAUAUGAUGUCAUUAGUUGUUAAUAUGAUGUCAUUAGUUGCUGAUAUGAUGUCAUUAGUUGAUGAUAUGAUGUCAUUAGUUGAUGAUAUGAUGUUAUUAGUUGAUAAUAUGAUGUCAUUAGUUGAUGAUAUGAUGUCAUUAGUUAUUGAUAUGAUGUCAUUAGUUGUUAAUAUGAUGUCAUUAGUUGAUGAUAUGAUGUCAUUAGUUGAUGAUAUGAUGCCAUUAGUUGAUAAUAUGAUGUCAUUAGUUGAUGAUAUGAUGUCAUUAGUUAUUGAUAUGAUGUCAUUAGUUGUUAAUAUGAUGUCAUUUGUUGAUGAUAUGAUGCCAUUAGUUGAUAAUAUGAUGUCAUUAGUUGAUGAUAUGAUGUCAUUAGGUGUGGAUAAGAUGUCAUUAGUUGAUGACAUGAUGUCAUUAGUAGGCAUAUGA